Messenger RNA from Mya arenaria, 9693 nucleotides. RefSeq names its product sterile alpha motif domain-containing protein 9-like. Bases 319 to 6537 code for a protein of 2072 amino acids. The transcript is spliced from 13 exons. NCBI's taxonomy places the organism in Eukaryota, Metazoa, Mollusca, Bivalvia, Myida, Myidae. The record is from RefSeq and is a predicted model, not a curated record. Gene Ontology annotation, cellular component: cytoplasm.
CUCAUGCCAGGUAUUAACAUGAAUUCGCGCUAGGGUUACAAAUAUCAUUAAAUAACACUUUUAUCAGAGUAAAUAAUGAAUGCUAAUGUCAGUUGUGAAAAUAGGUAAUCAGGAUUGAAUACAAGAACAACAACAAAAGGUGGCGGUCGAUUAACAUCUACUUUCCAACCUCGGGGCUUGGGCUAUGCAGCAAAAUACUGUUUGUUUAUCUGAAUAUGGAUCCCAGAGAUGGAGUAAAAGAAACAUUAUUAUGCAGUGUCUUAGACUUCUGAUGUAAAGAAUGAGUGUACCAAAUGACAUGUAGACAAUGACCAAAACAUGUCUGGGGAUAUGUUAAGCGAUGCGAGUGGCUCGAAUAGGUACUAUAAGGCCUUUCAGCUAAAUGUAGACAUAGGAAACGAGGUAUUGCGUGAGGUUUUGAAUAAUGAGCUUAAGGCUUCAGGACACAGUCUCGUUGAAUACAUGUCACUUCCGAACUCUCAGCGUAUCAUUACAGAUCGGCAAAGAAGACGGGUCUUGCAUAUGCACCAGGUUGCACAACUAAAUUCUCCAAGCCUUACAUUGAAUGAGAUGGAUUUUACCCUUUUAACAUUCAUUAUUUUGAACAUGUUUACCAUUCCGGCAAACGAUCAACAAAGUGUAGAGAAAAUGAGAUCAAAACGAAAUGAACUUGUCCAUAUUCCUAGUUGUGAGUUGCCAGAUUCAACAUUGUUCGAUGAAUCGAGGAGAUGGAUUGAACGGCUAUGUAGUAAUACGGGUGAUACAUUUAAAGAAAAAGUAGCGUCUACAAUUCAAGCAUUGGAGAAUCGUCAUUUUGUGUCAAGGGUGUGCCAUUCAAGCAAAAUGAAAUUGAUCAUGGAGGAGAAGUGGUUUGACCUCCUCAAAUCAGAACACAACGACGACGAUGAAAUUUUACGAAUGAAGUUUGGCUUAGCAUUCAGUGUAAACGACAUUGGGCGAUUUCUUGACGUAUCAGUUCUUGCACAAGAGCUUCAGAAACUUGAAAUUAUCAAUGAACGUGACAGAUUGCGUAUAGAAAUGGAAGACAAUUUUGAAGAGCAGGCAUCAGUGCUGGCCUUGAUUAUGAUGGGAGAAAACAAAGAACAGAUGUUAAAGUUCUGCAAAUGCCUACGCAAAAUGAAUCCACUGGUUGGGAAAUUAGUCGAAUAUUUCUCUGAAAAUCCACAACUAGAGAGACAAUUACAUACUAUCGAAACGGAGGCCAUCAAACUUAUUCUUGGAAGAGAUCUAGUUCACUCCACAGAACAUGAUGUAUCAUGCGCGGAGAUCCAUCGGCACAUUGAAGAUGAACGAAAAUGCUUUACGUCAUUCAAAAAGAUCAUGAAAUGUUUGCGGAAUGUGUUCAAAGAAGCAAAUUAUGAUGCAAAUUCUUGCAGAGUGUGUAACAUUACAUGGAAAAAUAAAUCACCAUCGACAAGGUGCGAGUUGUUGCGUGAUAGAGAGGAAGAAUCGAUCCAAAAUAUGCCGAGUGAAAAGUUUAAAGAAUAUCUUGGGAGGCAGAUGUUGAACAUCACAGAAAACGUGGAAUUGAUAAAUGCUGUGUGUGAGAUUGUGAGGUCUGAAAGCAUAUCUUCAGGAGUUUUUGCUGACUUCUCCGACAGUGACUUAGAAGAUACUUUUAAGAAAGAUUUGGAAAAGGCUGGUCACAAGUAUGGAAGAGGAAUUCAUAUCGGAUUGAAGAAAGUUAGAGAAAGUAUAAAACAACGGACUAAAGCCUCCAAUAGUGUACCUGUAGACACUUUCCGGGAGUUUGGAAAGAAUGACGGUGACUGUUCAUACAAGAAAGGCACGGUCAGAUGCACGGCAGACGACCUGUUGACUCCGGCACAUUAUUUUGUUAACCCGAACAAAGGAGUGAAUUUUGAAGCCGAAUUUGUAGUAAACCUCAUAAAAUUUGCAUUGGCUUAUAUGAACGCAAGGCAAAAUGGAACAAUUCACUUUGGAAUAAAACCUUCCGAAAAUAAUGAGGGUCUUGUAGUCGGUGUUCCCAAACUGAACAUAGCGAAAGUCUACACUUACAUCGCUCAGAGUUUGAAGCACACUCUUCAGCGACAUGAAGUAAGACUUGUUGAAGUAUGCCUGGGACCUAUUCAUAUGAUACCUGUGGGCGAUGAGCUUUUUGUUUGUGAAGUGGACAUUGAACCCUCAUCAUCGUUCCUUCGCGAAGCUGUCAUGAAUGCUAAUUUUCCACCAUGGGGUCUCCAGCAUAAGAAAUGCUUUAUUUUUGUGAAACGAAAUGCUAGUUCAUUGAUUGAAGUUGUUGACCAAAGCAAACUUGGAAAUAUUCAAAAUGAAUUUUCAAAUGUAUUUGAAAAACGAAAAUAUGAGGAAAUGGCAAGGGUUUCUAAGGAAAACGACAAGCAGUAUCGACUUCGAGAACUCGUCAAAUACCUGACGGCGGGGAGUAAGUACGUAACUGAUGAACAGGUGCCUCAUAUUGUUUCAGGGCCAUACUCAGAUUGUGCAGGGCUUGAAGAUAUGCCUAGAAACUUGACAAUAAUGGAAUCUGCAUUUGUUUCAUCUGAUGUUGUUUUCGAUUUUGACUCUUCAACCGAUCUAAGGGAAGUUAUUGAGAAGGACAAUAGGUACUUUGACAUCACACUUGCCGAGGAAGUUAAAAGUCAGUCUACAAAGGAUAAUUCCGCGCAUGACACGCCCGGGCCUUUGUGGUUAUACUGCAAUGGCAAUGUAGCCCGAAAUGCUUCCAAAAUGGGAAUAAAGGACUGGUUCACGUCGCGGUAUGAAACGGUUAAUGCUCUUAUUGAGCAAUCUCAUCAGAGACACAGAAAGCGGACGCUCAUUUUGAUAUUUGUGUAUCAGCCUUUGUCAUCCAACGAUCCAUUGUUUCACACUGCUUUAGACUGUUGCAAACGAUAUGUAGAUGAAACAAAGGUGAUUUCAGAUAGCGAAGAAAAUAUAAGUCAGUUAAAGAACAAUUUGUCGCAAGUAUUUCAAAAAACAGAUGUGGACAAACUCUUCUUCUUCGGAUAUCCCUGGCAAGAAAUAGCAACCGCUAUAUCGCCUAUCUUUAAACAUAAUCCAGAAUGCAUUUGUAAAAUGCCACUUGCAAGUGGCUCCUUUGCCAUUUUGACACAAAAAGAAAAAUACCAACUUGGUAUAAAAGACAUUGAGCUCGUUAGCGGAGACGAAUGCAGUCAAUCACUUGAAGAGAUGGACGAUGACAUGAGAAAGGAAACAGAAAAGAGGGAGACAGAGAAAUUCUACCGAGGAAAUGAAGUUUCAUGGUGGAAUUUUGAAUUUCAAACCCAUGUAUGUGAAAGAGACGUAUUUCAGAGUUAUGUAAAUGACGUAGUGACAAAAAUAAACGAAGGAUGUAAAAGGCUUGAAAUAGUAGAAAUCAAACACCAGCCAGGGGCUGGUGGUACAACGUUAGGUAGGCAUCUCAUUUGGCAUUUGAGUCAGUUUCAUAGAUCAGACUCGGCGAGUGCCUACAGAUGUUGUAUAGUCCGAAAUGUUACUGAGAAGGAAACGGCGGACCAGAUCUCAAAGUUCAGAGAAUAUAAAGAAGUGGACCAUGAAAAAACAAAAACAGUCAUUGUAUUUGUUGACAACGAGAGUGAAGAGGCACUUAAAACGUUGAAGGACGAUUUAGACUCGCUGGCUUAUCGUGUUGGAUCGAAAUCAGGCCGUCUUGUGUGCUUGCUGAUAGUUGUAACAAGAGUUCAUAUUUCGAAACAUAAUAUCGACAGAUAUACUGUUUUGAAACAAUUUCUUUCUCAACGUGAGAAAGCGUGGUUUCAACAUCGGAUGCAAGAUUUAGAACAAAAUGCAAAUCACGAAGAUAUACAGUCACUAAUUGCUUUCAAUGUGAUGAAAGAAAAUUUUUCAGAUACAUAUAUUCAAAGUACAACAAAGGGAAUCAUGGAAGGACUGCGACCAAAUGAAGAAAAACUACUUCAGCAUCUCUCGCUGAUCAAUACCUUUGACACUGAUGCCAUGGUCCCAAAAUUGGUAUUUGAUGAACUCCUGGGGUCAUUUGCUUCCAGUACUAAAAAAUACAGUACUAGAGAGUUGAAAGAAUCCCAAAAACCCGUGGGUCUUGCUGACUUUUGCAUGCAGAAGUCCAACAAACGCCAGACAUGGAAAGACACAGAAUCUCUGAGACUGCUCAUUAGGCAUAGAAACAAUGCACAUGACAAAUGUAUUGCCAUUGUUUCACCCCUUUUAGCAAAUUCAAUACUUUUCCAACUGAUGGGAAAAUACCAGCUGUCGAAUGAAAAUGUUGUUGAUCAACUUCUUGACUAUGUACAUGAUCAGAGAAAUGAGGAUACAAAUUCAAGUGAUUCAUUUACUGAAAUUGUUUGCAAUCUGUUCAACAAAAGGGAGAAAACUGUGACAGAAAACGGAGAGGAGAAACGGAAUUUCUUUUCAAAUUUAGUUUUGGAAUUAGAUUCACCAUCAGGAGGUGAAACAGAAAAGGAAUGUCAUCAAAAAACUAAUCGUUUGAUGAAAAAAUGUUUUGAUGUAUCAGGUGACCCAUAUGUCGAACAGCAAAGGGCUCGCCAUUGCAUUCACGUUCAUGAUUUUGAAGAAGCAAAAGAAGCAAUACAGGCAUCCAUCGAACGUUUAGACAAGGUUCCUAUUCUUUAUGAUACGUAUGGACAGGUGUAUAAAGGCGAACUCGAAUUUGUUCUAAAAAAUACAGAUGCAACAGCUGUUAACGUUAACCAUGUGAUCAAUUUGGCAACAAACGCCAUUAAGAUGUUCCGCAAAGCUCAAGACUUAGACCAAGAAGGACAGAAUUCAUCAUUUUCAAUGGAAGUUUUGACAGCCUUAUAUAUGUUGGAACAGAUCUCCAAACUACCAUGCAUCAAAGAAAACCGAAACAUGUUUCUUCGAUUCUUAAAUGGACAGAACACCGAUUUGUUUGACUUCAUUUUGCCACAGAUCGACGGAUAUAGGAAGGGAAAUCAUAUCCAGUGUCAUGUAGAAGAGUCUUUAUUGUUUCUAGAGUAUGAAAGCACCAUGAAGAAAGGACGCUUCAGUGAAAUCCGUAAUAAAAAGGAAACCGCAGAUAAUCUCAGAAGGCUGAAAGAUAAAUUUUCUUGCAUUUAUACGGAACAAGUUCGCGUUCAUGGAAGCAUCACCGCUUACACAUAUAAUUCAAUAAAAGAUGCAUAUCAUAACAAAAAAACGCAUCUUGCUUUGAAAUCUGUUGCAGAGGAGGUGCGUGUUAAGGUGAGGAGAAACUAUCUUUCACAUCCGAGAAUCAAUCUGUUGGAACAUGAAAGGGAAUUAAUGAGUUUCGUUGGAUUUUACAUUAUCAAAUUGUCCCUUGCAAGGCGAAAUGAGGAAAGGGAAGAUGUCAUGCCAGAUGAAGAAUUUAAAAAACUUCUUUCAACAACUGAAGUGUUGGUUCAGCUUCAAAGGGAUAAACUGCAUACUGAAAGUAAGUGGAAACCCUAUAUUGAGCCAUUUAUGUAUAUCGGACUGCUUCAUUGGCCUUUACCGAAAAGACUAGAUAUACAUGAAGAAGAAAUCUGUGAACCUGAAAAAUAUAUACAGAUUUUAAAUGAAUGGAGAGAUGUGUACGGUCAAAGAUUAGAAAGGGGAAAGAGGCUAGACCAACACCGUAGGGGCAGAUCAACAACAUUCUUUGCGCUUGCGAAUGGUCCUCCGGGCAUGGACAUAGUUGAUCAGGACAUGAUAAAAGGGGUGUGGAGAAAUGAACAAAUAAAGGAGGGGAGAUAUAGAAAAGAAGUUAAAGAAGAUGAUAUUUGGAACGAUCCCACCUACAUACGUCUUAAAGGAGUAGUUGAUGGGACUGGCAAUAACAUCCACAACGAGGUAAAACACUUCAGCAGAAAGGCAAACGAAAUGCUGAUUUGGCACUUCGACAUUCCGACAUGCAACAAUUGCCACAUUUUUCGUAAUAGGAAGGUGUCAUUCGUUUUAGGAUUUUCCUGGAGAGGACCUGUGGCAUAUGAUGUUGCAGAAGUUCAAUCUUGUGAACUGUUGCCAGAAAGCUCUACUGGUCGAGAAAGAGAGACAAAAAACGAAGUACAAACCCCUACUGCUCUCAAAGGUCGAGGACAAGCUCCUGUACGAGGAUUUAAUGAAACAGGAGGACGUGGGAAAUCUCGCUCGAACGUGACCCUAAAAACCCAAGGAGAUGGUCAGAAGACGGCGUCUGUUAGCCAAAAUCCCAACCGACAAGAUGUGGAAACAGGUCAGUUUGCAGACGGAACAGAUAAGAAGCACGUCUUUGAAGCUGGAACUAUUUCAUCUUGUAACUCAUCACAAUAUGUUUCGGAGACCCCAUCGGAAGUACUAGCACAACAAUCCGAUCCAAACAGCCCAAAUGUGAAGACGGGUCAGUUUGCAGACGGAACAGAUGAGGAAAACGUCAUUGCAGCUGCAUCUAUAGAAACUUGUUACGCAUCACAACCCGUUUCCGAAACCCAACCGGAAGUUCAAGCAGAGCAAUCGGGUGUUUCGGACUCGAAGAAGCUUACCAAGAGACAAAAAAAGAACUUGAAAAAGAAAGGAAAGUAGACGAACAGGCAAAUAUGUUUAGCGGAAGUAGAUACGCAUCUACAUGUACUAUAUUUUUGAUAGUGGGAAGAAUUUAAAAUUGGGUUAUGCAUUCUUUGUUUUGAAAAUGAUGAUAUCGGUAUGGAUUGUUUUAUUUUCAAAUGAGAGCACCCCUAUUAACUGUCCAAGCUUACUACUAGGUACUUCUACUUCAUUUGUUUAUUAUACAGAUUUGUAAGCCUAAGUACCAUACAAUUGUCAAGGCGAAGGUAGCAUGUAUGAUUUUACAUGUGACCACAACAGAUAUAUGACAAUGAAUACUCACACUGCUAAAUCCCUAGAAAGGCUGUUGCUGUGCCUUCUCGGCGAUAUUUCAAAUAGCUUGGUUUGUCAGAUUAGAGAUGCCUCUCUAUUUCUAGUUGCCUACUAGAACAGUUUGAGGUUUGACCCAAGUGGUACGUCAUACUGCGUUGACAUAAAAGACCUCUGCUGAUUAUGCCGGUGACCAAGGUCCAUUUACAAGGAUAUGCAUGUUGAUUCAAAGCACGUCUUGUAAAGCACUUGCUCGAUUACUGUAAAUUGUUUGGAAGUAUUCGAAAUUGUGUCAAUGAUUGAGCAGUUUAUAAUAAGUGUUUAUUAGUUGUAUUUAUAGUCUUGUAGCAUGUAUAUAUAUUUAUUUGGUAUUAUAAUAAAUAUUUCUUUACAAUCAUUGACAUACAUUUUUUAUUAUUGCAUAAACACCCUUUUAUUUGUAAGAAGUAGGAAACAGCACUGUGUGUACUUUUUUUACUGCGUAUUUGUUUCAUUUUUUUAAUAUUUUCAGCCUAUUAAGACUCAUUUGUUUGUACUGUGUAAUCUUGCAGAACGCAACAAACAGAAAUGGGUUUUAUUGUAGUUCUUUUAACAAUUAUUGUUUGGCACCACGCCAGAUAGGUUAUUCGUAGAAAACAAACAACAACAUAUACUGCAUUAAAUGAGCUUAAAAUAUGUCGGACAGUGGGCGCCGCAAUAACAUUGUUUCGUCAUAGGAGACUAUGACGUCAUAUUUGGAAAUAACGUCAUAUUUUCUAUAAUACCUAUUCCUGCUUGUCACGAUACAUUAAUGAAGUUGAAUUGUUUAGCUAUUAUUUAGUUUGCUUUUUAGAUGUCCUAUGCAUGUAGUUGUAAAGUAAAAGACAAUUUAAAGUGGACAUGAAGUUAUAUAAAAUCAACUGUUAAAGAAUCAACAAACAAAUCGGGCUGAUGUAAAUUCAUUUCAUUUACUGGUUUGUCGAAUAGAAAGUUACAACGAAUGUAAAAUGUAAAAUAUAUCGUGUCACUGUAGCUUAUUGUAUUGAAGAAUGUUUGUAAAGACAUUUUGUGCCUCAUUUUAUACAGUGUGUGUGUAUAUACCAUGUGAUAAAUUACAGUUUUGUGAAAAGGUUUGCCAAAGUGUUUUAGAGAGUAAACUCUCACUCAAACUCUGGUAAAGACCGAGACGGAGAUCUGUAAGCGGCGUAGACUGCGCUAUGUUUCAUUUAAAAUGGUGAAGAAAUAGUUAUCUUUGUUUAAAGUCUAUAUUUGAAGUAUUGCCUUACGAUGGAUCAUUUAUGACGUAAUUUAUCACGUGGUACACACACUGUUAUAGAGGGAAUACAAAAAUAUGUUUAUUUAUAUUUCAUUGUGUAUUUUGAUUGAAGUCAUACUUAUUAAAUGUCACGGCCGUGGCGUUAUCUUGCACCAUAGUUAAUGUGUAAAAUUGUAUGGUAAACGGGAUUGCCUUGUUCCACACAUAUAGUUUUUGAUUCAGUAUGUGUGAUGGAAAUUUAAUAUCCUGUUUUUUGAUAAUUCUUUGGAUAGCCAUAUAUAAAAAUGGCAAUGUAUAUACUCUGUAUUAUUUGAUUGUUGUUCUAUUGAAGAAUUAAGGACUUAUUUGCAAAUUGUAUCUUCUAAUAUUUAUAUAGAAAGUUUGUUUCAUUCUUUGUCCUUUAUUUUACUUAAACUGUGUCAUUAUUUCAUUCAUUUUUGGAAUUUUUCAUUAUAUAGGAAGUCCAAACAAAUUUAUUUUUUGUUCCAUGGAUUUUUGAAAAAAAAGGUGAGCAUGGGAUUCCUUUAAUAAACAUACAUCUUUUUUCAUAACGUAAAACGGAAGCGAGAGAAGAGCGAUUUUUGUUCUCAUAAUCAAUAUAAUGAAGAAAAGCCAUUUAAUCGCAUUUAAACACAAUAUUAAACUUAAUCCCUAUUCGACAAUGGAAAGAUGUUCAAAUGCUUACUAUUUACUCAAUAUUCUUGAGUAGGCACUAACGUGAAUAAAUCAAAUUUGUAAGAUAAUUUUAACAGAUUCUAGGUAGAAAUUUCAUUUAAAUCAUUGUAGAUGGAACCCCUGCUUUUAGGAAAAGGUUUGAAACAAAUAAUCUACCUGAAUCACUUUAACAUCUUUUAGAACUUGAUUGAAACACUUAUUUUGAUUGAUUUGGGGAAAUUACUUGUCAUUGGUUAGUUUUAAAGGCUUAAGCCUUCUAUAAGUGACCCCCCCCCCCAAAAAAAAAAAAAAAAAAAAAACACAAAAAAAACACUUGUAUUUGUACACAACCUCUGUUAAUUGAUCUUUAUCUAAUUGCCUUAUUGUCUUAUCAGAUUUCUGAUCUGAGUAUCCAGUCGUGCUGUUUGGGAUAUUUUAAGAUAGAAAUGGACCCUAAAUGGCCCUGAGCCAAUAAACGAAUACACAGGAAACUGGCCCCUACUGUGUCACCAGUGCAAUUAGCAGAAGAUGCACAGCUGGGGAUUAACAUGCCAAAAUUCCUUAAACUAGGCCUUUAAGUGAAUGUCUUGUGAAUGCGGUUUUGAGUUAUGUCAAAUGUUAAUGUCUUUGCGCUAAAGUAUAGAGUUUUGCCCUCUUGUAUUUCGGAUGAAUUAUGUGGGCGAUGUUUUCUCUAUUAAAAGGGGCAUUCUUUUAACCAAAUAUGCUAGGGUCUUUAUUCACAAGUUUUGUUUUAUAUACAUUGCGCGUGAUGUGUGAAUAUUAAAUAAACGUUAAACGUUUAUAUUAAAUAACUGUUUAAUGUAUGUAUUAUUUGUUUACUAUGCAAUAGUUGAUAACUAUGUUCUAAUUAAAGAGUAAUACAUUGCAUAUAAUAUUAUGCAUUAUCAUAUGGAAUUCACAAUCGUAAAUAACGUAAUAAAUGCUCCUAUACUUUU